Alnus glutinosa is the source of this 357-nucleotide messenger RNA. RefSeq names its product inactive protein RESTRICTED TEV MOVEMENT 2-like. The transcript is spliced from 3 exons. The coding region runs from base 1 to 357 and encodes 118 amino acids. The record is from RefSeq and is a predicted model, not a curated record. NCBI's taxonomy places the organism in Eukaryota, Viridiplantae, Streptophyta, Magnoliopsida, Fagales, Betulaceae.
AUGGAAGCCAAGCCACUAGCUGCUAAUAGUGUUUAUGAGGACUUUGAUCCUCCAUCGGAAUGGGCAAGAGAGCAGGAAGAUGACACUCUAAUCCUCGAGCUACCAGGCUUUAAAAAGGAACAGCUAAGGGUUCAGGUAGCCUUAAAUCGUAGCCUGAAGAUCUCCAGCGAACGCUCGCUCGGGAACAACAAAUGGCGGCGUUUCCAAAAGGAAUUGCCCGUCCCGUCAAAUGUGGACCCCAAUUCAAUCACUGCAAAGUUUGAAGGCGGCAUGCUUUACAUCAAACACCCGAAAGUCAUCACUGCUCUGGCUGGACUAGCACGGCCGGAGCAGGCAAAAGCUCCAAGCCCCGAAUAG